Ostrinia nubilalis (European corn borer) is the source of this 1277-nucleotide messenger RNA. RefSeq lists its product as uncharacterized. The record is from RefSeq and is a predicted model, not a curated record. The coding region runs from base 61 to 1266 and encodes 401 amino acids. NCBI's taxonomy places the organism in Eukaryota, Metazoa, Arthropoda, Insecta, Lepidoptera, Crambidae. The transcript is spliced from 2 exons.
UUAUUCUAUACUUUUUUAGUUAUUCUACGAUAGAAGUACGUAGGUUUACGUUGUAUUACAAUGCCUAAACGUAAAAGUGAGGAUAGCCUCGAAAAAUUGUGGAAGAAGUUCAAAAAGUUGGAGAAAAAGUUACGACGGCAUCGGAGUCGUAGCAGAUCUACAAGUCGGUCAUCGGACAGCUGUUAUCAUAGGGACAUACAAGACGUCGAUCAUGCUUGCAACGAAAAUAAUGGAGAGCACAUAUCAUCGAAUGAUUGUGAAAUAUUGGACGAAUGCGACAUACUCGAGCCAGAGACGGGUUUUAGGCGUUUGAAUUCAAAGUAUGGCACACAGUGCGCUACUGAGCCAUCCAACGAGUCCACCUCGCUCCCUUCGAUGGCUGUACCGGAAACCAUACCGCAGCGGGUCUCUGUCGUUGUAGCGGGCACGGCGGAACCGUCCACUAGUGCACAGUGUGUAGGCACUGCGCCUAUCUUCGAGGAAUCCGAACCUGUUGAAGUAGCACUAGAUGGUGCCAUUCUCGAGGUUUUAGGAGAGGACCCGACUAUAUCGGCUGCUUAUGGACCUGAAAUCCAUAAAGACUUGGCUCUCAGGCUUCAACAUGUCGCCUCAAACGGUUUAAGCAAAGAGCUCCGUAAAGAAUUGCAGGAGAAAUAUUUACUACCCAGUAACUGCAAGUUGAUCAGCGCCCCUGCUUUAAAUGCAGAAAUUAAAGCAGCCAUCUCAGAUAUGACCGCCAAACGUGACAAAAGCAUUGAGCUUCGGCAAAAACAGACAGCGACUGCUAUUUCAUGUUUAGGCCAGGCGCUUAAUAUUCUUAUUUCUAAGAAUAAUACAGAUUCAUCGCUUAUUAAGCUGCUGAUGGAUACAGAACGCAUUUUAUGCGACUCGCAGUACAAUGACUCUGUUGUAAGGAGAAAUUUUAUUUUGUCAUCUUUAAAAAAAGAGAUGAAGGAUCAACUCCAAAAUACAAAACCGGAUGAGUUACUUUUUGGUCAGAAUUUAUCUGAAACUAUAAAGACGGCUAAGGCUAUCAAUAAAUCGGGAGCCGAGUUAAAAACAUCGCUGCCUAAGCAACAAUUCCACAACAAUAACAAGAAACCAACCGCGGUUGCCAGCACGUCAAAAAGUUUAAACUGGAAGGGCCCCUACCCUGCUCGGAAGCCUCCGAAUCAUCCGAAGGCGAAGGAGGCCCCUCAGAGCAAGAGAGGGCCGUCGAACUCAUCGCGACACUCGCAGCCGCAGCCGACGCGAGGCCGCCGCUAGACACGGUAAAA